Molecule: messenger RNA, 2297 nt
Organism: Cornus florida
Lineage: Eukaryota; Viridiplantae; Streptophyta; Magnoliopsida; Cornales; Cornaceae
Product: protease Do-like 2, chloroplastic
Exons: 21
Coding region: 105-1976 (623 amino acids)
Biological process (GO): proteolysis
Molecular function (GO): protein binding; serine-type endopeptidase activity
Source: RefSeq, a predicted model, not a curated record
GUAAUUUUAUCCGAUGAGGAUAAGGUAGCAGUGAGACUCUGAGAGUGCGCCUGUAAGUAAGAGAGUGGGCACUCUCCUCUUCAACCUCUUUUCCUUACAAUUAAAUGGCGAUCGCCGCCGCAAGCUGCCGGUUCUCUCCUCUCUCUUCCACCGGCACUUCUUGUUAUUCUCUCUUAACCAAACGCCACUUCGUCACGUUCCACGGACCUAAUCGUUUGGUCGUUACUAAAGCCACCCAUCACAGUGAAGCAACACCACGUAAAUCUGACGCAGAUAGAAAAGCCAUUUCAAAGAAGAAUUUUCCUGGAAAAACAAAAGAUGAAGGGCACUAUUCAAAUGCCAAUAGCGAUAGUGGUAGAAGUAAAACAGGGUCAUCUCAACCAACAGCCAUAAAAUCAUUUGGUACACAGAAAAAAGACACCAAGGGAUUUUUAUUUGACUUAAAGGACCAGCAGGUUGAAACAGGUAAUCUUCAAGAUGCAGAUUUUCUUAAUGCUGUUGUGAAGGUUUACUGUACACACACCGCGCCUGAUUAUUCACUUCCUUGGCAAAAACAAAGACAAUAUACAAGCACUGGAAGUGCUUUUAUGAUCGGGGAAGGGAAGCUUUUGACGAAUGCACAUUGUGUGGAACAUGAUACACAGGUCAAAGUGAAGAGAAGGGGAGAUGAUACCAAAUAUGUGGCUAAGGUUUUAGCUAGAGGUGUUGAGUGCGACAUAGCUCUGCUUGCGGUAGAAAGCAAGGAAUUCUGGAAAGGAGCUGGGCCUCUCCAUUUUGGACGUUUGCCUCGUCUUCAGGAUGCAGUGACAGUUGUGGGAUAUCCCCUUGGAGGUGACACCAUUUCAGUGACUAAGGGAGUGGUAUCGCGAAUAGAGGUUACAUCAUAUGCUCAUGGAUCAUCCGAGUUGCUCGGCAUUCAAAUUGAUGCAGCAAUAAAUCCUGGUAAUAGUGGUGGUCCUGCAUUCAAUGACCAAGGAGAGUGCAUUGGGUUGGCAUUUCAGGUUUACAGAUCUGAAGAGGCUGAGAAUAUUGGAUAUGUAAUUCCAACUACAGUUGUAUCUCAUUUUUUGAAUGACUACGAUAGGAAUGGGAAGUACACUGGUUUCCCUUGCCUUGGUGUGUUGUUACAGAAAUUAGAGAAUCCAGCUCUACGUGCCUGCUUAAAAGUUUCCUCUAAUGAGGGUGUACUUGUGCGGAGAGUUGAGCCCACUUCUGACUCCAGUAAUGUCUUGAAGGAGGGGGAUGUGAUUGUAAGCUUUGAUGGUGUUCGUGUAGGGAGUGAAGGAACAGUGCCAUUCAGAUCAACUGAGCGCAUAGCAUUUCGCUACCUCAUUAGUGAAAAGUUUGCAGGUGAUGUAGCGGAGCUUGGUAUUAUUAGAGCUGGAGCUUUCAUGAAAGUUAAAGCAGUUUUGAAUCCACGUGUGUAUUUGGUUCCCUAUCACAUUGAUGGAGCUCAACCUUCGUAUUUAAUAGUUGCUGGCUUGGUAUUUACACCACUUUCGGAGCCACUCAUAGAUGAGGAGUGUGAAGACACCAUAGGGUUGAAAUUGUUGGCAAAAGCACGUUACUCUUUGGCAAGAUUUAAAGGGGAGCAGAUUGUGAUCCUAUCGCAGGUCUUGGCAAAUGAAGUAAACAUUGGAUAUGAGGAUAUGGGCAAUCAGCAGGUUUUGAAGUUCAAUGGGACGCAAAUAAAAAACAUUCAUCACCUAGCUCACCUGGUUGAUUCAUGCAAGGACAAGUAUCUGGUUUUCGAAUUCGAAGACAAUUACCUUGCUGUUUUGGAAAGGGAGGCAGCAGUAGCUGCCUCAUCCUGCAUUCUCAAAGAUUAUGGAAUUCCAUCUGAAAGAUCUUCUGAUCUUUUGGAGCCAUAUGUGGAUUAUAAUGGAGACAACCAAGCAAUAGAUGAAAAGGAUGAUUUUGGGGACAGUCCGGUUUCAAAUCAUGAAUUUGGAUUUGAUGGGCUUCUUUGGGCGUAGUCACUGUUUGUUGAAAACUCGUCCCUGAAUUCUCUUUGCUAUCAUUCUUGAGGGAGCUUUUCCAGGCCAGUAAAAUCUACUAAACCAUAGCAAGCUUCUUUUAGCUGUAACUUGGCAUUUUUUAAUUUUGUCAACAUUAAAUUUUCUGUAUCCAUUCAUUAUUAUUUGGGGAGAGCACACAUGUAAGUAGUUGUAGCCGGCAUUAGUAAAGAUUAAUGUAUUUUUUUUUCUGCUUCAAAAACAAAAUAAUGUUCAAUUUCUUCUUUUUGAUAAUUCAAUUUAAAUAGCAUUAGAAAAAAAAACCUCAAUCUUCUGAUGUAA